AUGACCGAGCCUGACGUUCUCUACACGGACUUGGCUUUUGUCAAAUCACGGGGAAAUGCUGGAAAGGGUGCCAAGUUGACGUGGUCAAAGUUCACAACCGAAAGAAAGGCCUUGGUGGCUUUUGGCGUUCUUCUGAUCUCAGCGCUUGUAGCCCUUUGUUGGGUCGCGUACCAAAACGUUCAGCUCAAGAAGAACCACCAACAGCUGUUGUCUGAUCACGAUGAGUUGAAAAACAGUUGGCCUGCCACCCAGGAGAGUAUCUGCAGGAGAUGUGAGACUAACUGGGAACUCGAAGGAGAAAGCUGCUACUAUUUCUCAGAAAUCUAUUUAACUUGGGAGAGCAGCCGAAGAUUUUGCCAGCGUGAAACCGCUGACCUGGUGAAGAUUGACACUUACAACGAGCAGAGGUUUUUGCAACUGAGACUGAAGGACAUAAUGUCCUCUCCAGAGGAUAAGUUCUGGAUCGGCCUGUCAGACUCCCAGCAGGAGGGUCAAUGGCUGUGGGUGGACGGGUCCCGUCUGGAUUCAAGCUUCAAAUUCUGGGGCCGGAAUCAGCCUGACAAUUAUCAGCCCGAUAAAGGCGGCGAGGACUGCGUCCGCAUAGGUGAGAGGUACAGCUCUGACAACUUCAACAACUGGUUCGACCAACCUUGUGAGGUUCCGCACAGGUGGAUAUGCGAGAAGGCGGCGCAGAGAGGAUCGGCACGUUGCGUUCUCUAA
Messenger RNA from Nerophis lumbriciformis (worm pipefish), 720 nucleotides. Lineage: Eukaryota; Metazoa; Chordata; Actinopteri; Syngnathiformes; Syngnathidae. The record is from RefSeq and is a predicted model, not a curated record.